Molecule: messenger RNA, 5110 nt
Organism: Centrocercus urophasianus (Greater sage-grouse)
Lineage: Eukaryota; Metazoa; Chordata; Aves; Galliformes; Phasianidae
Gene: ABLIM1
Product: actin binding LIM protein 1
Exons: 24
Coding region: 457-2553 (698 amino acids)
Biological process (GO): cytoskeleton organization; lamellipodium assembly; cilium assembly
Cellular component (GO): stress fiber; actin cytoskeleton
Molecular function (GO): actin filament binding
Source: RefSeq, a predicted model, not a curated record
UCUCCCACAUCUUCUGACUGUCAGCCUUUUGCCAGUCGCUUGGGAGCAGAUUAUUGCCAGCUCAGUCCUGUGAGGGUAGAGGAAUGCAAGGUGGUGUCAGCGCCGGGAGCCGCGGCCAUGGAAUCCAGCAUUUGUUACGCAGCAGCAGCUGAAGCGGGCUGGCUCGGCACAAGGGGCAGAGUCCAUAUGCAGGGUAGGAGCUGCAGGAAGAGACCACCGUGGGAGAAGAUAAGAGGCACACAAAGAAGAGACGGGGCGAGCGAUAGGACUGCAUCCGCGCUCGUAGGAAAUCUGAGGAAGACAAUUAUCUGGAAUAAGCUCCCGCUUUCUUUUUUUCUGUUUUUUUGUUUUUUUAAUUUUAAAUUCACCUCAACCAAACGCUGCUGGAGAAGAGGUUCUGUUUAAAUUGCUUCAGCUAAUUCUUGCUGCUUCCACGACGAGGCAAAUUUGUUUGCCAUGGUGAAAGAAAAAGUGGCCCAUCCUCAAGAGCCCCAUCACCCAACUGAAAAGCCAGUCAUCCACUGCCAUAAGUGUGGAGAGCCAUGUAAAGGUGAAGUACUCCGUGUUCAGUCCAGACACUUCCACAUCAAAUGCUUCACCUGCAAAGUGUGUGGCUGUGACUUGGCACAAGGAGGCUUUUUCAUUAAGAAUGGGGAAUACCUUUGCACCUUGGAUUACCAGCGCAUGUAUGGUACCCGCUGCAACGGGUGUGGGGAGUUUGUUGAAGGAGAAGUAGUGACAGCUCUGGGAAAAACUUACCAUCCAAACUGCUUUGCCUGUACAGUUUGCAAGCGUCCAUUUCCACCAGGUGAUCGAGUUACCUUUAAUGGAAGGGACUGUCUCUGUCAGCUGUGUGCUCAGCCAAUGUCCUCCAGCCCUAAAGAACUGUCUGCCUCAAGCAAUUGUGCUGGCUGUGGAAGAGACAUAAAAAAUGGACAAGCAUUGCUAGCUCUCGAUAAGCAGUGGCACCUGGGGUGCUUUAAGUGCAAGGCCUGUGGGAAGGUCCUGACUGGGGAAUACAUCAGCAAAGAUGGUGCUCCUUAUUGUGAAAAGGACUAUCAGGUUCUUUUUGGAGUCAAGUGUGAAGCAUGUCACCAAUUCAUUACUGGGAAAGUACUAGAGGCAGGUGACAAGCAUUAUCAUCCCAGCUGUGCACGAUGCAGCAGGUGCAACCAAAUGUUCACAGAAGGAGAAGAAAUGUAUCUGCAAGGUUCCACUGUCUGGCAUCCCGACUGUAAGCAAUCCACUAAGACUGAAGAUAAGCUACGGCCUACCAGAACAUCAUCAGAAAGCAUUUAUUCCAGGCCAGGUUCCAGUAUACCUGGCUCACCAGGCCACACUAUCUAUGCAAAAGUAGACAAUGAGAUCCUUGAUUACAAGGAUUUAGCAGCCAUUCCCAAAGUCAAGGCCAUUUAUGACAUUGAACGUCCAGACCUAAUUACUUAUGAGCCAUUCUACACUUCCGCCUACGAGGACAGACAGGAGAGACAGAGUCUUGGAGAGUCUCCACGGACAUUAUCACCUACCCCUUCAGCAGAAGGUUAUCAAGAUGUUCGGGAUCGCAUGAUUCACAGGUCUACUAGUCAGGGCUCUAUUAAUUCUCCAGUGUACAGUCGCCAUAGCUACACGCCCACCAUGUCACGCUCCCCCCAGCAUUUCCACAGACCCGGCAAUGAGCCGUCCAGCGGUCGGAACUCCCCUGUCCCCUAUCGGCCAGACAGCCGCCCUCUCACUCCAACUUACGCUCAGGCCCCUAAACAUUUCCAUGUUCCAGACCAAGGUGUCAACAUUUACAGAAAGCCACCAAUCUACAAGCAACAUGUACAUGCAGCUGCUUUGGCAGCACAGAGCAAGUCCUCCGAGGAUAUCAUCAAGUCCUCCAAGUUCCCAGCAGCUCAUGCACCAGCACCCAACGAGAUACCAAAGAUUGAGACGGACCACUGGCCAGGUCCUCCCUCCCUUGCAGCCAUAGGAGCAGACAUGAGACGCAGGUCAAGUGGAAGAGAGGAAGACGAUGAGGAGCUACAGAGACGUCGGCAACUGCAGGAGGAGCAGCUCAUGAAGCUUAAUUCUGGUCUUGGACAAUUGAUACUGAAGGAAGAGAUGGAAAAGGAGAGGUCAGCCUUUUCUGCCAGUCGUUAUGAUUCUCCAGCCCACGCUUCAGCCUCCAAAACCUCUUCUCUUCCUGGCUAUGGAAAAAAUGGACUUCACAGGCCGGUGUCUACAGACUUUGGUCAGUACAACAGUUAUGGGGACGUGAGUGGUGGGGUUAGAGAUUUCCAGUCCCUUCCGGAUGGUCAUGUCCCUGGAAUGAGAAUGGACAGAGGAGUAUCUAUGCCUAACAUGUUGGAGCCAAAGAUUUUUCCAUAUGAAAUACUCAUGGUGACCAACAGAGGGCGAAAUAAAAUACUAAAAGAUGUAGACAGAACCAGGCUGGAGCGUCACUUAGCACCUGAAGUUUUCCAAGAGAUAUUUGGCAUGACGAUACAGGAGUUUGACAAGUUACCUCUCUGGAGACGCAACGACAUGAAGAAAAAAGCAAAACUCUUUUAAUCUCCCUUUAAACAAACAACUAAAAAUGACGUGUAGGAUGUUGUAUCCUGCAAUCCAAACUAUUUGGAAGCAUCCACUUACCCAUCAAAAAGGGAAAACCGCGUAGUGGCAUCUCUACACACAGCAAUUGAACAAGAUGAACCUUUGCCCUCCUGCAACACAGGGAGAAAAUAUCUGGGCUCAGAAACAACAAUGAUAAUUUUCAGAGGCGUCGGCCUUUUACAUGAUAAAUAUACAAGAUAGGAAACUUUUCUUCUCCCUCAGUGAUAUUCCCUUUACUUCUCUCCAUAACAAGAUGGAACUUUAUUGCUAGAGCCAGGAAGUGCCCUUAGGAUGCCUUGUAGACUAAAGUAGUUGUAACCACUCCAAGAACUGGAAAAGAAAAAUAUAUAUAUAUAUAUAAUAUAUAUAUAUGUAUGUGUGUUUGUGUGUGUGCGCACAUGUAUUUAUAUCUACUCAUCUGUGUAUGUAUGUGUAUAUAUGUGUAUAUAUGGAGAGAAAGACAGAUACUCCAUAGUGAAGGAGAAGCCCUUUGUAACACAUCCAUAUGGUCACGUCCAGUCUUUCACACAACUGUUUCUUCACCGGCAGUCUUUUGAAACUGCAUCUUUGUGUGAUACUAUCUGCAAAGGUGGGCACUUUGCUCACCUACAUGCAUACCAGUUGAAUUCUCAGAAAGCGGACUCCUUGUACUUGUAUAUAUUUGCUAGGAUGUAGGAAGUGAAUUGCUGUGUCUGUUGUCGGUCUUCCCUCUUCCACACUUUCUGCUUGAAUUAAUAAGGCUGGAGCUUAACCAGUCAAAUAAUGUAAGAUCACCUGAGUAAUGGGAAUGAUGGAGAAGAGUUUUCUUGUAAUUUAGUCCAACAGAUGGGUAGCUGAAGGUGGGAAUGAUAGAGUGAGAAAAUGCUUUUUUAAGUGUGCCCUGGUUCACACCCAGAGAUUUUGGACAGACUCCUUUCUAGUAAUUAAUUACUAGGUACAGCUCCUUAGACUGCAGUGGAUUUUACAUCAGCAGGGAAGGUGGUUCUCUGCAAGUCAACAUAAAUUAUCAUCCCUCUUUAGGAGGAAUGUUUAUGAAUUAAAAGGUACCACCAAGGUGCCGUGCUCUGCCAAUAGAGGUUAUUUGAUUAAAUUGCAGUUGCUGUUGUCAGUAUGGCACAGUGCAUGGGGCCAAGCAUCCCUUUUUAGUUAAAGUAGUUUUUCACUUCUGCUUGGGAAAGAAGGUGCAGUAUCUUUUUUUUUUUUUUUUUCCCCUCUCUUGAAGCUUCAAAGCUCCAGCCUUGGUUAUUUUUAUUUCCCUUUGUGCCUGACUUGGUUUAUGAAGACAGAGAAAUCAUGCAAGGUGGUUUCUGAGCUGCGUUGAACUUUUUAUUGCUUUCAGUCUUCUUCCACUAUAUUGCAGCUUGAAAAAUAACUGCCUAUAUAUAUAUAUAUAUAUAUAUAUAUAUAUAUCUUAACUGCUUCUGGGCAGGUCCUGUACAGAGAAGGACACGAGCACCAAAGUAACUGAAUGAAUGCAUUGUGGCUGCAGCAUCAGCUUUUUCUCUUCUUGAUGCUUAACUGCCAAUGCAAACUGCACUAAUGACCAUCUCCUAGUAUUGGAGAAAGUCAUUUAGGUUCUGUGUCUGUCAAAGAAUAUCAAGGUUUCAUUCUUAAUGCAGAAACUUUCGGCACUGGAGACGUCAGAACCUUUGUAUUUUCUGUUACAUUAGACAUUAGAGUUAAUAUCUGGAAGUCAGGAAGAGGAAACAGUCCCACGUAGUUGUGAGGUUCACUACCACUGUGUUGAGUUCUGUAUGUCACCAAAUGGCAUUUCACCAUGAAAUGUGCAGGACUGCCCAAUCCUGCCCCAUCUUUGCUGGUAUAGGUGGUCCUGCUAGAGCAGGUCACUGUGGUUCAUGUGCUCCAUGCUCUGGAGCUAAGUGAAUGGUGGGUCCAAGGGGUGUGAUUGAGAAUGUUCUCACAUGCAGACCUGGCAGCAUUGUCCCCACUGAACACAGGUCCCCACUGAACACUGUACCACACAGCUGAGUGUGGCUUGGCUAUCUGGACUUCACUGAGAUUACAGCAAGGAUCAGUUCAACAUUUUUUACUUCGUAUUUCAGAACAAGCAUCUGAAAUGGCUUUAGAGGAACACUGGGAAACAAAUGGGAGCGAGGAGCACUGGCAGUUAGAGAUGCAUUUUUGAGUGAUAGCUGAAACCUCAUCCAUUUUACGGUCAUAAGCUUUGUGAGCACUAGUCUCCAAAAUUCAGUGUACGUUACCUGCAAAUUGUGGCCUUAUGUUGAGAAGAACACUUGGAUUUGAUCAUUUGAAGUAUUCAAAUUCUCUAAACUUUACCAAUUCGUAUCCUAUAGGUGAUGCUGCGCUGCUGCCACCCAAACACAGUGAGCUUUGUAGGUAUCUCAGGUCACCUUGACAACAGACCUUUCUGAUACGAAGACUGCUGUCACAGAUGUGAGCUGCCAGCCCUCAGCUUUAGGUGUUGAACAGUGUAUGUGAAUAUCCUACCCAGUCAUUUCAGAGAUGACUAAGGCAGGUUGUCUUCUCUCUUCCU